This is a messenger RNA of Dryobates pubescens (Downy woodpecker), 368 nucleotides long. RefSeq names its product transmembrane protein 40 (gene TMEM40). Bases 43 to 291 code for a protein of 82 amino acids. The record is from RefSeq and is a predicted model, not a curated record. The transcript has 5 exons. NCBI's taxonomy places the organism in Eukaryota, Metazoa, Chordata, Aves, Piciformes, Picidae.
GAGAACACAGUCCCCCAGGUCCAGCAGUGGGCAGUGCGCUGGAUGGGCAUCCGGAAGGAUGAUGAGUUCUUCCAUUUUGUCAUUCUUUGCUUUGCAAUUGGAGCUUUACUAAUUUGCUAUUAUUACUACCAAGAUUGGACUAUUUCCCUUGGAAUUGGUUUAGUCACCUUUGCUUCUCUGGAAACCACUGGGAUAUACUUUGGUCUAGUGUAUCGAAUCCGGAGCGUGGUUGACAGCUUCGUUCCUCUGAUUGACAAAUUCAGGCCAGCAGGUCUGAGGAAAGCUGCCUAGGAGGAGGAACUCACAAGAGCUCUGCAAAACACUGCUGCCUUAAGUUUCUAGUAUUAAAAGAACUGAAAUGAUAAUAA